AUGGAUGAUAAUUUUGCAUCAGCUGCCACGGUUUUGAGAUGGGGAAGAUGCGUCUACGCCAACAUUCAAAAAUUCAUUCAAUUCCAGCUUACGGUAAACGUUGUCACUUUUGUAAUCAACAUGGUGGCAGUAGUUUCGGCCGGUGAAGUUCCAUUAGCAUUUAGCAACAGUCCAGUUGUUGUGGAUGAAUCUUAUCAAGGACACCCUAGACGCCCUGGCUUUUACUACCGAGAAACCGCCAGGGAGCUCAUGGAUAAACCACCUCCGGGUCGUUCACAGCCACUUAUUACCAACAUUAUGUGGAGGAAUCUUCUGGCUCAAGCUUCAUUUCAGAUAGCCGUGUUAUUGACCCUCCUGUUUAGAGGUGAAUCAAUCUUCAGUGCCGUUAAUGACAAGGUAAAUAACACCAUGAUCAUCUUCAACACAUUUGUCCUUUGCCAAGUUUUUAAUAAAUUUAACGCAAGAAAGCUUGAGAAGAAAAAAGUCUUCGAGGACAUACGUAAGAACAAGUUAUUCUUGGGGAUUAUUAGGAUAACAAUUGUUCUUCAAAUGGUGAUGGUUGAAUUUCUGAUGCAAAUACUGAGAAGCUGGAGCAAUGGUUUUUAUGCGUUGGUAUUGCAGCCGAUUGGUUGGAUUGUCAAGUGUAUUCCUGAUCCAGAGAAACCAUUAUUCAGCUAUCUAGAUUCUCAAGUGGAGCAAGGCUUCAGAAGUAAAGCAGAUUAA
Molecule: messenger RNA, 723 nt
Organism: Pistacia vera
Lineage: Eukaryota; Viridiplantae; Streptophyta; Magnoliopsida; Sapindales; Anacardiaceae
Product: putative calcium-transporting ATPase 13, plasma membrane-type
Exons: 1
Coding region: 1-723 (240 amino acids)
Cellular component (GO): intracellular membrane-bounded organelle
Molecular function (GO): P-type calcium transporter activity
Source: RefSeq, a predicted model, not a curated record